Molecule: messenger RNA, 2155 nt
Organism: Trachymyrmex cornetzi
Lineage: Eukaryota; Metazoa; Arthropoda; Insecta; Hymenoptera; Formicidae
Product: transmembrane protein 47
Exons: 5
Coding region: 710-1378 (222 amino acids)
Biological process (GO): cell-cell adhesion
Cellular component (GO): cell-cell junction; membrane
Source: RefSeq, a predicted model, not a curated record
GAACCUGGAAUCCGAUUGCUUCCCUCCCCAAUCCCAGUCGCGGAGAGUCAGUCGUUCUCGCUUGAGACGCGGUUCCCUUUCUCUCUCUCUCUCUCUUUCUCCCUUUCCCUCCUUCUGUUCAAGUAUUACUGUCAUUAAAAAUCGUUCGCGUCGCGAAGGAGGGGAGGGGGCCACGACCCCGGAACACUGCCAUCGAUCUGCGAUCCGUCCGCUUCGCGAGAAAGACGAAAAGGAGUAAAAAAAGAAGAGAUAAAAAAAAGGGAGAGAAAACAACCCGUGCGGCGCGCGUUAUAGGGGGUUGCCCUCGUCUGAUAAUACGUUGCGGGGUCCACCAGCGCGACGAAAGCCAUUGACCCCCGAGCCUGUUAAUCAACCCUUCUCCCCACCAUCUACGAGACUUCACGAUCGUCGCGCGGAACCCUCGGCACGACGCGCGUAUCUCGGUGCCUUUUGGUGAGAGAGAGUGCUAGAGGGUGGGUUGUAAUCUUCUAGCCGCUCCGCGUCCCUUUCGUGAGUCGCCGACGUCAAGAAAGUACCGAGAAGCAGACGAUGUCUCGUGCGCGUCAUCCGAAAAGGAGCGUGUCGUCGUCGCGUGUACGUCUUUGAAGGAAACGUCGCAAAGGAGAAACUUUCCCCUUGCCCUGACCGGUCGCCGCUGACUCGCGCGUGUUUCUCUCCACGGAUUCGUGAUUGCGGACUCGGAAGUGAAAUGAUUAUGUAUACAGUCGCCGAGGAUCACAUGGGUGACAACGAGAUCGCGCAGGUGAUCGCGUUUAUAUGCGGGAUCAUAGUGGUGCUGCUGAUGAUAAUGGGCUUGGCGUCGACCGACUGGCUGAUGGCCCUGGGAUGGAGACAGGGCUUGUUCGCCCACUGCAUCGAGGAAGGCGCCCCAACACCACUUCCCUUCAACAUGCCCGAUCCCCCGGGAUGCUACGCAGCCAGGGACAGCGCCUAUAUAAAGGCAGCUGCGGCUUUGUGUGUGGUGUGUCUUCUGACGGACAUCGCCGCGACGAUUCUCACUGGUUUGGGUUUGCGCACACAGGAUCACAGGGACAAACAUAAAUAUUAUAGAUUUGCAGUGUUCUGCAUGGGCAUUGCACUGGUGUCCCUCCUAAUAGCACUGAUCAUAUAUCCUAUAUGCUUUGCAGCAGAAUUGAAUCUCGGAAACCGAACCAAUUGGGAAUUCGGUUGGGCGUACGGCGUCGGUUGGGGCGCGGUGAUUUUCCUAGUUGGAGGAGCAGUAUUGCUGUUGUGUGAGAAGGAAAGUGAAGAGAUUUACUAUAAGGAAAAGAAAACAGUUCGUGAUGACAUAGGAAGUGGCGGUUCCAUGAUUGGCAUGGGACAUCACGCUGGACGAAGUGGAACGCAGCUAGCCUAGUGGCAUUGCUCCCUGCCCGAUGUUGUUCUCUAGGUGAUUCGUUUUUUCUUUUUCUGCUCUCACAGUUCAACACACGCGCAUACGAGAAGGUAUACAAGCCUAUGAAUGGGUUUUUGGUAGGGCGUUUUUGGCUAAACGUAAAAAAAAAUUACCCUACGGAUUCUUCGACCAAUCUAACUUGGAUACACAAAGUAUCAGCAGUUUAAAUUGAAUAAUCUUUUAUACAAAUAUAACAUAUAAAUAAGAUAAGAAAACUUUAAUUUCUUAUGAAGCUUCAAUAUAAUUGAAGUUUUAUUAUUAAGAUACUUAAUGGGAAGCGAAAUGGGUAAUUUCAUAAUUUAUCUAAAUUUUUAUACAGAAUUUUUGGUUUGUAUAUACAAAUCAGCAGUUGGAGAAAAUUAGGAAGCAGUUUGUAUUAGGUAAUGCUUUAUAUUUGUUUAAAAGCUAGUCCGCUUUUUGAAGAGAAUGAAUAAUUUACGAUAUUACAGUAACUUAAAACGUGUCCAUUGAUAUAAAGACCAAUUUUUCAUAAGAAAUAAUCGACUCGAAAAAUUGGUCGAAGAAUUCGUCGGUUUUCGUUGUCGUUCGGAAAUAUCUGAAGUAGAUAUAAUCUGUUUAUUAGAUGGGUGUGUAUUCGAGUUACUAUUAGUUUGAUGUAGGAUAACAUCUUGUUAAAGAAGUACGCAUUUCGAUCUUAUUUCUUAUUUAAGGGUCAAUUUUUAUACUGACAAUUUUUUGUUUCUUAUUUAAAGGUUAAUCUUUAUACUGACAAUUUCG